UGUUCAAUCUGCCGGUAAGCAGUCCAUUUCAUCCGCCACAUAUGCCCUAAUUACAACUGUGUAGCGAACGUCGGCGGAAAUGCGACAUUCCAGCUCCUGGUCACUCUUGUACAUAUUGUUCUGCCCGAAGCCUUGUAUGUACCCGAAAGUCUACUUCGGUGACUAAAACUGGGACAUCAACACCAGAACAAAUAAGCCAUGCAGCCCCAAACAGUACCGACCAAUGCACCUUACCUGAUCAAUCUCUCUGCGCCGAGCUAGUGCAACUCUAUUUCGAGUAUGUGCAUGAUAAGUUUCAUUCGCUUUUCCAUCGGCCAAGUUUGAUGGAGGAUCUGCAUAAUGGCCAGGCGCCUGAUAUUUUGUUGUAUGGGAUGCUUGCAUUGUCUGCACGGUUCUCGGAACACCCUUCAUUUGCGGAAAUAGACCCUCGAGAAAGAGGGAAGGUUUAUGCCAAACGGUGUGAACAAUUGCUGGACUUGAACGACGUCUCUUUGACAACAAUCCAAGUAUGUGUCUUGCUAGGUGCCAUUGCUGUCGUAGAUGGUAAACCGGCCUCGGAAACCAUUUAUUACGCAGUUGCAUGCCGCAUCGCGCAGCUGCUCGAUCUUCCGAAUUGCCCUGCUUCAAACCGCGUAGAGCAGGAAGUUUACACGAGAGUUUGGUGGACGUUAUGCAUGAUAGACGUUUGGUCUUCAACCGGAGUCCGACUCCCUCGCCUGAUGAUCCCACAACCCAACAUACCUUUACCAAUGAAUGAAGCCACAUUUCUACACAUGACCAGGCAUCAGGGAUUUGCCAUCAAAGUUGAAGAAGAUCGCUCGUCAUCAUUACUAGCACAAAUGGUCCGGCUCAACCGUAUUUUAGCUCAAAUCAACGAUUUCAACAUUCAAGCCGCCGAGAGCAAGAUCGAAACACCGGACGCCAUCUCUACCAUUGAGACCCUCUCCUCAAGGCUUGAUGAAUGGAUUACCCUUCUACCGAGCGAUAUGCAAGACACACGCGAGAACCUCCUACACUACGCAUCCCAAGGACUCGGCCAACUCUUCGUCACUUUAUACCUAGGCUACUAUCACUACGGUCAGAUGCUUUUCUACCGCUUUCUACACGAAGACUCGCGAUCUUUCUCGCCACGCACACACUUCUACGCAAAUCAAUGCAAAGACCACGCCGUUAAGUUAUGUGAAAUGAUAUACAGUUCGGAGGAUGUACCCGGCUGCGCUGUGCUAUAUAACAUGGUCGGCCACGUGCUUGUGAUAGCUUCGACGGUACAAAUCCACACUCUGCUUUUCGAGGUCGACAACGAAAGUAUCACUCUUGCAAGGGGAAAACUCGAGAGAAACUUUUGUAUUCUUACGCGACUUCGGAAAUUAUGGCCUACGCUUGAUGUUUGCAUGGAGCGGUUACAGGCUUUUCAUCGUGCUUGCAGGCGUUCGGUUGAUACGAGCUUUUGUAUGGAUGAGUGGAUGGUUAGAUUCUUGGUUGAGUUUGCGAAUCCGAUUAGUGAUAAAGAUGGAAGUGCAGGUGGAAUUGAGGAGAGACCUUGGGGAUUGGAGGAGAUGGGAAUUUCGUGACUAGGAG
This is a messenger RNA of Penicillium canescens, 1578 nucleotides long. Its product is annotated as fungal specific transcription factor domain-containing protein. The coding region runs from base 324 to 1571 and encodes 415 amino acids. The transcript is spliced from 3 exons. Gene Ontology annotation, biological process: DNA-templated transcription. The record is from RefSeq and is a predicted model, not a curated record. Gene Ontology annotation, cellular component: nucleus. NCBI's taxonomy places the organism in Eukaryota, Fungi, Ascomycota, Eurotiomycetes, Eurotiales, Aspergillaceae. Gene Ontology annotation, molecular function: zinc ion binding; DNA binding.